Molecule: messenger RNA, 9898 nt
Organism: Bicyclus anynana (squinting bush brown)
Lineage: Eukaryota; Metazoa; Arthropoda; Insecta; Lepidoptera; Nymphalidae
Gene: Set2
Product: histone-lysine N-methyltransferase SETD2
Exons: 20
Coding region: 371-5194 (1607 amino acids)
Biological process (GO): regulation of DNA-templated transcription
Cellular component (GO): nucleus; chromosome
Molecular function (GO): histone H3K36 methyltransferase activity; protein binding
Source: RefSeq, a predicted model, not a curated record
GUACAAUAAUGACAACUAUGGUAUAAAAAUGAUGGUCGAUUGAUGCCAAUUAAAAAAAGUGAUGAAUUAAAUUAAAUAUUUAUUUAAUAAAUGAAAUAUUAAUUUAUUAUUGUUUCAGUUUCUUUGUGAAAGGAUAUUGUGAGAUACUUCUAAACAAGGAUAAUAUCCCUAAUAAAUACAGGUCUUUCAUAAAAAUGUAUGACAAGAAUGAAAUUGCCUUGUAAAACGUUGUAAAUACUGGGUGUUCACAUGCAUCAUAACAACAUGGCAUUGACAACCGAGUAACGAUUGAAAGAGGUCACUGUUUUCAUUCCAAAGCAUGCUUGUAUGUUUGGUGUAGCUGUGUGAAUUCUGUGUUCGUUUGCCUAUAAUGGCAAAGAGGAGGAAGCCGUCUACACAAGUCCCUUCGCGGCGUUCUACACGACGCGGGAAACAGGGCGAGGUGGCCAACGCAAGCGAGGGUGAGACCUCUGCUUCCACCGAACCGCAACCCGAGACAUCCGGCGAAAACAAAGAGCCCCCGGAAACCGAGAGUGGGGAAAUUAAGCCCUCCACUCAAACCAUACAAAAUUCUGAUGUAAAAGUAUUAAAAACCGCUCAAACAAAUCUAAUUCCAUUUGUGGCACUGCAUAAAAAAUUCGGUAAAUUUCGAUGUUUACUUAGUAAAAGUGAUGGACUCAAAUACGAUAUUGGUAGUGACAGUGAAACCAACAGUAGUGUAGACACUAGAGGCAUGGAUCCACAUUGUGGUUCAGAGUCUGAUUCAAAUGCAAUGGACAAUAAUUCAGACACAUACAGCAGGGCUUGCCCCAGCCCUCUGAUCUUGCAAGGGAACUCUAGAGAAAUGUCACCAGUUCUCACACAAAAAGAGUGUACAAUGUCUCUUCUACAAAAAGAAUUACAGACUGUCAGUGAUGACAUAAGUGAGAUAAUUGAGAAGUCUGAGACGGUGCAGGAUAGUGUAAGUAUAAAUUCUUUAGAACAAAUUGAUUCAGAUAUAAAAAUUAUGAGUGAAGUGGAGGACAAUCAAAAUCAAGAGGAAUCUGGUAAAGAAAUCAGCAUACCUGUCAAUGAAAAUGAAGAACAUCAUGAAUUAACAGUUGCAGAGCAUUUGGAAUAUAAUGAUGAUGAUGAAGUAAUAACCAUUGUCCAAAUAGUUGAAGAUGACAACCAGGAGCUUUAUUACAACAUCAACAUUGAGAGUCCAAAUCAGUUAAUACUGGAAGAAACAAAUUCAAAGAAAGAGGAAUGCAAAGAAGAUUUUCAAAAAGAUUUUGCUAAACUCAAUCUUCAAAUUGAAUCAAAUCCAAACUCUCCUAUGGAGGCUUCAGAUAUUAUUGAUCUCAGUACACCACCUUGUGGUACUCCUGAUCCUCAAAAUGACUUAGUAAUAAGGCCAGACCCUAGUUUAACGCCGAGCUCAACUCUGUCAGAUGAUAGUAACUCAUCUAGAAUGGUAGAACAGAAUCCUAAUAAUUCCAAUGACUCAGCAGAGUCCUCACCAACCGGGGUUCGAAGAUCUAGUAGAAUUAAAACUAUAAGCAAUAUGAAACAAAAAACAAAAGGCUUUGGCUUAGUAAAGACACCUUUGAAGAAAGCUUUGAUCACACAGACCAAGUUGAAGCUAGAAGAAAUGGGAUCUGAUAGCCAAGAGAAGUCUUGUGAUGGACUACAAAAUAAUGCAAAUCCUUUACAUUUCCCAGUUCCCUCAGAAAUGCCUGUUAAAGUAAAAUCUCGAUGGAGGAGAUCUAGUGAGCUAGAAAUGGGUGCAAAUUCUCCUCUUAACUCUCCGUUAGCUAGUCCAGGAUUGCCAUCAAAAUUGCCACCUCUAGAAGAAGAACAAAAAGUGUUGGGAAUUGAAAAACCUGACACACCACUCACCAAAGAGGCUUACGACAAGAUAAUAGAAGAGAGAAUAAGCCAGUAUGAACAUUUAGAAGAGAAUGAGUAUUUAUGUGAUCGUAUGAUAAGUAAGGAGACAAAGAAAAUGAUUUGUGAUUGCUUUAUGACAAGAGAUGAGUUGGAGAGAGGGGAGCUUGCUUGCGGAGAAGAUUGUUUAAAUAGACUUCUUAUGAUUGAGUGUAACUCUAGAUGUCCAGUUGGCGAUAGAUGUACAAACAGAAGGUUUCAGAAAAGGCAAAAUGGAUCUCUGAAAGUGUUUUACGCUGACAAGAAAGGGUGUGGUGUAGAGGCCAGUGCGGAUAUUCCCAACGGCGAAUUCCUAAUGGAGUACGUAGGCGAAGUUUUAGAUUAUGAACAAUUUUACAAACGAGCGCAGGCAUAUUCUGAUGACAACAACUUGCACCACUACUUCAUGUCGUUGAAGGGUGAUACAGUCAUUGAUGCAACGCUUAAGGGCAACAUAUCAAGGUUCAUAAACCAUUCAUGUGAACCGAACGCCGAAACUCAGAAGUGGACCGUGAACGGAGAACUGAGGAUAGGUUUCUUCAGUAAAAGGGAUAUUGCUGUUGGGGAGGAGAUAACCUUCGACUACCAGUUUCAACGGUUUGGCAAGGUGGCGCAGCGUUGCUACUGUGGCGCUGAAAAUUGCCGCGGUUGGAUCGGCGCUGAGCCUGACUCGGACGACGAGUACGAUGAGGAGGAGGAAGACGUGUCUACAUCGAAAUCGGGUACAACAGAAUCGUCGGAGGAGGCGCGCGAACUGACAGGCGGAGUUGAGACAGAGAUAAAGCGGGUGCGCAAGCCGAAAAGAGAUAGGAAAUACAAGCCCAAGGCGCCAGAUCUAGUGCAGGACGCUGAUAUUGAAGACGACCUAGAAGCGCUGAGCCGUACAGGCGUGAAGAACCAAGCGCACACGCUGCGACUGUCGCGUACGGUUGUGCGCGCCAAGACGCGACCGGCGCAGACCGCUCUGUUGCGACUGUUGCGCGAUUCGCACCUACCGUGUAGACGCUUGUUCCUCGACUAUCGCGGUUUGCGACUCCUGGCGCCGUGGUGUCUUGAUGCGCCGCUUGCCUUUAGACUGGAAAUGCUCCUGACUGUGGACCGUUUGCCGAUCCCCAACAAGACGAUGGUCCAAGAGAGCCGGUUCUUCACCAUCGUCGAGCGAUGGCUGAGCGCCAGCGCGGCUCCUGUAUCUGAUACUGUAUUGAUUGAUGAAGCUACAGGUUUGCCAAUAGAUAUUCACAAUAGAACAGCGCAAGAUGAAGUCGCGGCGUUAGAAAAGAACAAAGAAAUCGCAGCGAUAUCCGAGAAAGUCAAAGAUCUUUGCAAUCAGUUGCUCGAGAGAUGGUCUAGUUUAAAGGAAGUCUUCAAAAUCCCAAAGAAAGAGCGAAUCCAACAAAUGAAGGAGCACGAACGCCAAGCGAACGUGGAACGCCGUGCGGCCGACUCCAGCGGCACUAGAGAUAGAGAUAGAGACAGAGAUAGAGAGAACAGAAGAGACGAGCGGGAACGAGAGAGAAGAGAUGAGCGGGACAGAGAAAGAGAACGGGAGAGGGACAGGGAGAGGGAACGCGAAAGGGAGAGAGAGAGGAACAGGGAGAGAGAACGGGAACGUGAGAGGGAGAGGGAAAGAGACGACCGCGAUAGAAGAAAACGGAGAAACAGCCCGGAAGCUAGGAGAAGUAUUCGUCUGAACGAGCGCGUCCUGGCGUCUGUGCCGCCGAUGAGCAAAGAGGAGAGGCGGAGAGCGUUUGCGGAAGCGGCGGCGGCGGCGGACGAAAGCCGGCGACAGCGCGACCGCGACCCGCCCCCGCCGCACUCCUGGCCGCCACACUUCCCGCACUGGCCGCCGGACGCUUUCACACAGAUGUUCCCGCAAGGUAUGAUGGGCGGUAAUCCAAACAUGAUCAGCGGAGCGUCCAACUUGAUGGGCAAUCCCGCAAACAUGAUGGGCGGUCCACCAAGCAUCAUGGGGAACCCACCGAACUUGAUAGGCGGACCGAACAUGGUGCCCAUGGUUCCACCUGGAGUUCCAGGAAUGAUGCCUGGAGUCAUACCUCCGGAUAUACCCCCCGAGUGGAUCGGUCCAAAUGGAGAGUUCCAAGGUCCUCCUGGAUUCUGUCAACCGUUUCCCGGACAGCAGCCAUUUUGUAUGCCACAGCCUAACAUGAUGGGUAUCAGCGGUUUCGGCAUGGGCGGGUUCGUGUUCGGCCAGCAGUUGCCGUUUCCGGUGCCUCAGCACAACCUGUCGCAGCCGCCGCCCAUGGCAUUACCUAGCACGGCGGUGCAGCCGGUGGAGGACGGCAAGGAGGCGGUGCUGCCGUCGCUGUGGCGCAGCGCGGUGGACGAGCGCGGGCGCCGCUACUACUACCACGUGAAGCUGCGCCAGCCGCAGUGGCAGCCGCCCGCGCCGCCGAUCGCCUCGCCUGCAGAAGAAAGUUCAUCGGAAGAGGAAACUGAACCGGUGGAAGCUACAGUCAUGAGGCUGACCAAAGGGAAAGUUGUGGAAGGUGUCAACGGAAUUUACGAAGUGAUAAAAGAAGAUUCGCAUAACGGCCUGAUACCGGACCACGCGUUGGUUAACAUCAAACCUAGAAAGCGAAGACCAGGGCUCGUCUCCGAAAGACCCAUCAGUCCCCGCACAGAAGAAGACAAGUUGGCUGGCAGGAUGGAGGUGAAGCGGUACAAGCAGACCAAGGAGAAGCUGCGGCGGCGGCGCGAGAAGUUGCUGCAGAAGGUGCGCCUGCUGUCGGCGGCCAAGCGACGGGGGAAGGAGAUCUCGCAGCAGGAGCUCAAGUUCGUGGAACUCGACGACUCGGACAGCGACUCGGACACGGACUCGGACGACGCACUGGAGAAUGUGUUGCCGCAGCUGUCGCCGCAGCCCGCGCCGUCGCCCGUGCUCGCGCCGGCUCCCUCGCCCGCUGCCGCGCCCGCCCCCAAGUCCGCUCCCGCGCCCGCACCGCCGCCGGUGCAAGUAGACACCGAGGAGACGGCGCGACGCAUCAAGGAGGUGUUCCGGAGCAGCAUGGCCAGGGUGAUGGUGCACCACCUCAACCCGUACCGACGCUCGGACGCGCCCGCCGGCAGGAUCACUUGCACCUCGGACUUCAAACACCUCGCUAGGAAGCUCACCCAUUUUGUAAUGCUGAAGGAAUUGAAGCACUGUCGCUCUGUGGAGGAACUAGUAGUCAAUGACUCGGUCAGAUCUAAGGCCAAGACGUUUGUCAAGAAAUACAUGGCCAAGUUUGGACCAGUGUACAAUAGACCAGCGGAAGAGUGUGAUUAGCAUCCGGCUCUGCAGCUCAAUGCUGCCAUUAUGAAAAUUUGCCAAACCUAUUGACUUGGCCAAGAUUUGAAGACAACAUUUGUUAGUGGUGUGACGACAAUGUUGGCAUUGUUGGCAAUAUGAGGCCAAACAUUUGUCAUUGGUUUGAGGAAAAUGUUUGCAAUGUUGGCCACGAUUUGAAGCCAACAUUUUCCAUUGGUUUAAACCAGUGUUUGCACUGUGAUUUGUCAGUGUUCAGUUUGUAGUGAAAACUUUAUUGUGAUAAACUUUAUAAAAAUGAACGCAGAUAUGCUUGUUAGUUUAAUGUGAAAAAGUGAACAGUGAUUGUAAAAUACUAUUCAAUAAAAAAUCAUUUUGUUUAGUACUUGGUUCCACUGUGGACUAAAACGAACUGAACUAAAACUAUUAAAUCUUACAGACUAAUAUUAUUUAGAGUUAGGAUCACCAAUUGUUCUUAUUCUAAAGUAUUAUAAUGUGUAUGAUUGUUAGGUAUACAUAUUUUUGAAGAAAUGUGUACAAAAGUACAUCUACAGUUCAGUUGAUCACAUUAUUAAUUUUUGAUUUCGUUAAAACCAUGUUAGAUGAUCGCUGAAACUCAAUCUAAUAAGAAUCACUGCAAUUUGAUGUUUUUGUCUUUAUUCACUAACAUGGAUGCAUUCUUUAAAUGAAAGCCACUGAACUAUGAAGAUAUGCUAUGAAAUAUUUUGAAACACUCAAUCGAGUUGCAAUUCAACAGCUACUAUACUCAGAGGCACAAUUAUCCGCCGACUUUAAUAUACUCAUAAUAAAGUGGGCGGAUAAUCGUGCCUCUGAGUAUAUUAUCGAACAGACUUGUUUGACUUUAUCCUACGAAAGACACUAAGGUAAUGAAUAACCCAGCUGACCAAGACCAAGGUAAUUGGGUUGAAAAAUUUUUGUUUCAUAAUGAAAUAAUACAAUUAUUAUUCUACCUGUUACUACUUACUAGUCAAUAUUUACUCAGUAUGAUGAUUUCAUUAUUAUUUAUUGAAAUGGUGAAUGAGAAAACUUGACCAAAUAGAUAAAUGAUGUGAGCUUUUACCCUCAUUAAUAUAAAAUAUGUAUGCGUAUUUGAAUUUGUUUGCAAGUUUUAACCACGUCAUAUAUGUCAUAUAUAAAAUUAAUUUUCUAAAAAAUAUAUAUAAAAUCAAGCCAUUAAAUAUAGUCCAAUAUUCUAUAAAAAUCCCAAAUUCAGAGCAAAUUCAACCUUAAGGAUUGAGUUUAAGGUUGAAUUUGCAAAUGCGACUACUUGAAUUGAGUGCCAAGAAGUUGUGUUUGACACUCAUUGAGUGGAGACGUUUUUGGUCGCAGAUUGUGCAUCCAGUUUUUAAAGGAGAUCGAUGUAUAUACUAUAAAAAAUCUAUGUCUAAGUCUAAUGCAGGAUUAGGUUUUAUCAACUUUUGACUGUUUUUCUAUCUCAAUAAUUUCACCAUAUGGGCACACUUUUAAAACGAUCUUAAAUACUUAUUUUGUGUAUGUAUUACAUUUCAAUUAUCAUUAGCAACCCAUAUUCGGCUCACUGCUGAACUCGAGCCCCCUCUUAGAAUGAUAUAUAUUGAAUGAGAUAUUUGCUUACCUUUAAAUGUUAUGAUAUUGCGUAAAUCCCUAAUAAAGUAAGUUUUAUUUUUAUACAAUCUGUAAAGUAAGUUCCCUCCUAUUGCUUAAAAGAAGUACGUAUUAAGGGGUAGUUUCAAUUUGUUGGAUGCAAUGAAAUAAGUGUUAUUCCCAUUAAUGUUAUAUAGAACUGUAAAUACGUAUAGUGCAAUGUCAAUUGUAGAUCAGAUUUCUUUUUUUGACAUACUUAAAAAAUCUCAUAUUUUUUUAAGUAACUUUCAUGCUUAGAUGUAAAUUCUUGAGUAAUGAAUUGAUAACAUUCUAAUCCAAUAUAGCGGUUUAUCGAAAUUAGUGGACCAGUUACUACCUAUAAUAUGGGUAUCAAAUGAAAGUAGUGACACUCUCAACAUCUUCACCAAAGCAGCCUUUCCUUUGAUGUCAUGUUAUAGGUUGCCACUAAAUUCUCGUUUUAAAUAAUCAAUAGUGUAUUCUUUGUGCAUGUUUCACACGAAAUUUUAAUUAAAUUUUGAUAAUAGUCUGUGAAUGUUGUCUAUGUUGCUAAAAUAUAUAUUUUUUUUCAAUUAGCUAGUUUCUGUUUUCUGUAGAAAAAUAAAAUUGUUAUAUGUUCUUUGGUUAAAUAAAAACAAAAAUAUCGCAUUUCGUUUGAUAAUCGUGUCUUCAAGAAGUUAUGAACUACCCUAAAUUAAGUUUCCUAAAGAGUUUUAAGCUAUAUGAAAUUGUAAAUAUAGACAGUUAAGGAGAUUAGUAAUAUGUUAAGUGAUUUCUCAUUUUGUUAAAAGAUAACCUCAGAAUACUGAAAAUUACCUAUGAUCAUGUUUUAGUAUUAUUUUAAUCACUACAAUGAAAUUAUUGACAAAUGAUUUACUAAGAAAGGAAGUUUCGAUCCUCCACAUUACCAAAAAUCAAUAUUUUGCGAAAAACACUAUUAUUAUAAUAGUUCAUGUAGUUCGUGUUUCGAUGAUGAUGAUGAUGAUGAUGAUGAUGACUCGUUAUUUGUUACUUUGCGAAAGCUUACAAUAUUUAUAAUCUCUCAUUUAUUUAUUCGGUACUUUUUUUUAAUUGUCAACAAUGUUAAUAAAAUUAAAAUACAAAUUACAAUACAUAACGCUAACAUUUAUAAAAAAAAAAGAAUUUAAAAGGAGAUGGUCGAAUUAAGGUCCACUCUUGUACAACAUAUCAUUAAAAUAAUAAAAAAGUACAAGGUUUUUAUUAAAAUCUGAAUAAGUGAAUAAAUCUAACUAAAUAAAAAGAAAUAAAUUAAAUUAAAACCCAAGGUUUUAAGUUUUAUCAAGAUGGCACCCUUAAAGCAACUAUGACAUGACAAUUGACAGCAAACGUCAAAACGACUACUGCAUUGAAAAUGUCAUCAAUCCGCUAUUAUUACCCAUAUUAGUGUUGCGUUUCUUGGGAGAUAAUGAAUAUUAUUUCGAAAGAAUUAAAGUGAAUUCGUAGAUUUGUAUAAUCAAAAAUCGUCCAAAAAAAUAUUUUCUUUUAUUUCUGCCAGGGUACAAUGACUUAUCCUGGGCUCCAUACAAUUUUGGACCAUCUCCUUUACUCUAUUAUUAUUAUUUAUUAUACAGAAUACUUCAUUUUGGAGUAAAGCGUCAGGAAUGACUAAAAAUAAAUGAAAACCCGACAAAUUCAUUUCCAUUUCAAUUUGACGGUUUUUCGAGGAAAAAAUCAUUAUUUAUUAUCGUCUAUGAAGUUUUAAUUUGAUAAAUUGCAUUAUCCUCAUCACUAAUGUUUGUUGUAUCCGUCGGUUUGCGCUGGCCCUUUAUAAUUAUGUAAUUAAAAAAAACUGUUCACUAAUGCAAUUAAGCUAUUUAUUGAUGAUCUCUAGAAGGGUUGAGAGAUUGAUUUUUUUAAUGACGAUAUCUCGAAUGCUAAUAUUGUUAAUGAUUUAAGUAGGUACAGUAUUAUUAAUGGAUGUUGCUAUGUCUGUUGUUUAUAUGUAAAAUAUACUUAAUCUAAUAAUCUUUAUUAGGUAAAUCAAUUUUACUUCAUUCUUCGCUGGAAAUUGUACUUUCGAGAAUCGAAAACUGUCAGUUUUGUAUGAUAUUCGAUCAUCACCGUAUUUUGAAAAUUGUUAAUAAUUGCAUUACAAGGGCUUGUCAAUUUAGAGAAGCUAUUGUAUUUCAAAAAGAUUUUUGAUACAAGUAAAUGAACCUAUAAAGAGAUAUUUUUUGCAGCGUGAGUCUCAGUCUAAUUCUAACUCUAUAAUAGAGUUAGAGUUCUAUCCUACGAUAGAAAAUAAUUUGAAAUUCAAUCUAAAAUCCUCAGGGCCGGUUCCAAAACUGCUGUCAUAUUCCUGCCAACCUGAAGUAUAGAUUUAAUCUAUGACCGGAAAUAGCGAAUUUUAGUCUAUGGCAUAUCUCGCUCCUGGUAUUUAGACGCGUACCGACUCGCGAACAUAAAUCACAUAUAAAUUGUAAUUAACCAUAUCUUCGCCAUUACGCGUUUGUUUUUGCCCUAUGCAAUUAUUGAAUGCAAUGAAUUGGCUAACAGUCUUUUUCAACUGACUUAAAAAAAAUGAGGAGGUUCUUUCGACUCGUAUAUUUUUUUAAAUGUUUGCUACCUCAUAACUUCGUCAUUUAUUAACCAAAUUUGAAAAUUCUGUUUUUGUUUGAAAGAGAAAGAGAGUAAGAAUACUUUCAGAUUGUAUCAUUUCAUUUUCAUGAAAAUCGAUUAAGUAAUUUUGUGUUAAAAUCAAAAUAAUUGAAAUACGUCUGAAGUUGGUUCCAUUUUUAUGUAAACAAAGUUUCUUCUCUUCUUAGAAGAAUCUUUGAGAAAGACUCUUCUCUUCUUAGAAGAAUCUUUGUUUCAGAUAGUAAAUAUGAUGAUUUAUAUCAACAGAUUGUAUUGUAUGGUAUUGUACUGUGAAGAACACUUUUCAAUCAAGACAAAAUUUAUCGUACUGUGUAAAUAUUGUAAAUAUAAAUAUACAAUUAUGUUCAAACCGUAUGUCUGUUUGUUUUACAUUGAUGGAGUGUUUUGUCUGUAUUUACGUACUCGUGUAGUCGUGAGUGUGAAAUGACGAUAUAAGCUGAGUAAUUGUAUAGUUAAGUGGCAAUAUGUGAUCGAGAACAAGUAAAAACUUUAUUUCUUUUAAUA